Messenger RNA from Racocetra fulgida, 372 nucleotides. NCBI's taxonomy places the organism in Eukaryota, Fungi, Glomeromycota, Glomeromycetes, Diversisporales, Gigasporaceae. The record is from the annotation of a GenBank genome assembly.
UACCGCCUCCGCCAAGAAGCUCUCGAACAAGUGGACCGGGAGGAGAAAAAAAUAGCAGCAGAAAUUCGAGAUUUGGCCGAAUCUCAUGCAAAAGAUUUGGAUAGAAUGGAGGACGUAAAUAUGACGCUGUACUCCGAGCUAGAGCAAGUGAAAGAUGAAAAGCGAGAAGUCGAGGCCGAAAAAAGAAUAAUAGAAGAAGAGAGGGAUCAAUAUGCUUCCUUGUGGGAAGAAGCCCACGAGGAAGCAUAUCAAUACAAAAAAAAAGUGGCCGAAUAUAAAGAAAAGGCCGUCGAAUAUAAAAAAAAAUAUAAAGAGCUUUUAAAUGAGCGAAACGGCCUUAAGAUCGAAAUCGCAAACAUGAAGCUCGAUUAA